This is a messenger RNA of Linum trigynum, 1524 nucleotides long. The record is from the annotation of a GenBank genome assembly. NCBI's taxonomy places the organism in Eukaryota, Viridiplantae, Streptophyta, Magnoliopsida, Malpighiales, Linaceae.
CAAUGAGUUUGGGUUUGAGUUUGGCAAAACCCGACCCAACCCAUCCCUAGUAAGUGGGUAAGAUGGACUGUUUUGUAAGAUAUGACUGGUUUGGGUACUAAUAUGUAAGUUUAACAUAUGCAGAAGGGAACACAAAUGAUAUUGUCACUUGAUAGGAUUAGGAGGGCCAGGACCUGAAUUUUGAACUUGUGGAUAGCCGCUAGUGUAUGGUCCUUUUGGUUUUGGAUGUUGAGGUCACAGUGGAAUUAGGAGUUACAGUGAACACUAAUUCAUGUUAAUUGACAAUAAACCAGGGAAGAAAGUCUCCACGUUUACAGAUUUGCUGGCGAACAGAAGCGAAAAUUAGGACAAACAACGAGAUAGAAAAACAGAGCUACUGCUGUGGUUCCCCUCCAGGCUGCGACACACCACCGCCAUGGCUUCAGCUUCGAUGCCGUUCGCCGCAACUUUCUCAAAUUCACCAUUGCAGAGUAUCGCAGACAAGGCAAGGUGUUGUUCUCCUACCUUGCAGUCGCUGAGCGUUUCCCUUGCAUCAAUCAGGUUAUCCCCGCUCUCCUCCUCCAAAUCAGGGUUUCUGCAACAUGGGUUCUCUUUGCAAUCCCAGAAACUAGCCGGGGUUGCUACAAAGACUCGUUCUUUUGGCGUUUACGCCAGAGCUGCCACUGAGAAAUCCAUUCAUGACUUCACUGUAAAGGACAUUGAUGGUAAAGAUGUGUCUCUGAGCAAAUUCAAGGGCAGAGUUCUGCUAAUUGUCAAUGUUGCUUCCCGAUGUGGCUUGACAUCUUCGAACUAUUCGGAAUUGUCGCACAUUUACGAGAAGUACAAGGCACAAGGGCUCGAAAUCCUAGCCUUCCCUUGCAACCAGUUUGGAGGCCAAGAACCAGGAUCGAAUCCCGAGAUCAAGCAAUUCGCUUGUACCCGAUUCAAAGCUGAAUUCCCGAUAUUUGAUAAGGUUGACGUAAAUGGACCAAGCACAGCCCCAGUAUACAAGUUUCUCAAGUCGAGUGCUGGCGGCUUCUUAGGCGAUUUGAUCAAAUGGAACUUCGAGAAGUUCUUGGUGAACAAGAAUGGAAAGGUUGUUGAACGUUAUCAACCAACAACGUCGCCUUUCCAAAUCGAGAAGGAUAUCCAGAAACUGCUCGCCGCGUAAAUAUCCAGCCUCCUCCAAUCACAUGAAUGGAUCGAUCAUGUAUACGUCGUAGCACAUUUGUUUGUACAUGUCUGCAUACAGACAUCACGUACAUACAUUUAUAAGCCUUUUUGGUGUUGGUUAUAGUGAUUUGUGUACUGUACUCUCAGACCUUUGUACAGUUCUAUGAUUUUUGUACUUAUUAUGUUGAUUGCUAAGAUAACAGAGGAAUCAGGUGUGUUUAAGUAAUCCAGAAGGCAUUAACGGGCUGCAGCUCCUAGUCUUCUCCGCUUUGCAGAACAGAACAGAACAGAACCGAAGGCAGCAGCAGGCUGAAGCUGCUCUGUUCUAGUGUUCUGCGAGUUCUUUACCUGCAAUGAAAACACAAGUUCACG